Messenger RNA from Haemonchus placei, 900 nucleotides. The record is from the annotation of a GenBank genome assembly. Lineage: Eukaryota; Metazoa; Nematoda; Chromadorea; Rhabditida; Trichostrongylidae.
AUGGUUGCCGAUCUUGGCAACACCGUCGACUUCUUACAUCGUGUUCGGGCGUUGAAAGUUCGUGGAGCCAAGGGCUAUGUGGGAACGUCGAAUAUCGUAUGGAACUCACUCACAUACAGUCUACACUUUUGCAAAAAUCUGUUGGCUCUCUGGAUAACGGAUUCGGAUGCAGCCAAGGUACACGGAUUGAAUACGAUAAAACGGACCCUCCGGCGGCUGGUCGUUCAUUAUUCUAUGAAUAAUCUCGAGGAUCUUCUAUUGGACAAGGAACAAGUGUUACCGAUAACUGAGCAAGAGCAUUGGCAGUGUUUAGAAGAAGUUGAUUUUUCGUUCAAUGAUCUCAAGAGAAUCGACGAAAGCGUCCGUUUACUCGGUGGUGUACAGAAAUUGAACAUUAGCCAUAAUAGUGUUACGGAAAUCGGUGGAUAUUUGCAACAUCUUACUUGUCUUACGGAACUGGACUUGUCAUCGAACGGUAUAACGUCAGUACAACAUUGGAAUCAGUUAUUGGGAAAUUUGAAAAGGCUGAUACUUGCAAAUAAUGCCAUUAAGGAUGCCUCAGUGACUCAUUCAGGUCUUUCACGAAUGUACUCGUUGGAGUACCUAGAUUUACGGUACAAUGCUAUCGAGACAUUGGAUUCAGUUUAUCCGUUGGGAUCAUUACCAUGUUUGGAAGCUCUACAUCUGAAAGGAAAUCCGAUUCGAAAGAUUGUCGAAUACCGAACACGUCUACUAGAGGGAUUCGGAGAGAGAAGUUGGGAGGUGAAGUUAGAUGGAAAAGCGCCGGAUGAUCGUGAACGCGAUACAAUUAGACUUCGAAUGGCUUUGCGUCGUGCAAGAGAAGAGAAAGAGGAAAAAGAGAGAAAGCGGAGAGAGAAGAUAGAGGAAAGAAUACGGUAG